This is a messenger RNA of Rhinopithecus roxellana (golden snub-nosed monkey), 933 nucleotides long. It is a transcript of the gene CCDC192, whose product is annotated as coiled-coil domain containing 192. The record is from RefSeq and is a predicted model, not a curated record. The transcript has 7 exons. NCBI's taxonomy places the organism in Eukaryota, Metazoa, Chordata, Mammalia, Primates, Cercopithecidae. Bases 1 to 888 code for a protein of 295 amino acids.
AUGAUGCCUGUUGAUGUCUGUCCCAAGGAUAGGGGAUCCCAGUGGGCCUGGCUUGAGAUGGGACAAUGCUAUAGCAAGAAGUCUGUGGUCCCAGAGUCUGACACCUCAGAGAGAAGCAGCAUGACGUCUGGAACUUCAGAUUCAGAUAUACAACAAGAAAACAAAGUAUCGAAAGUGUCCCUGGAUACCGGACAGAUGGCGUUUACCUUGGCCCAACUUGAGUCAUUGGAGACUUGUCUGAAAGAAGCAGAAGAAAAGGCUAAAGCUUUAUCUGAACAGCUUUCAGUCUCUGAAGGAACAAAGUCAAAACUGCUUGAACAAGUAUCCCGGCUGGAGGAAAAACUGAAGGCUGUGGACCACAAGGAAGCCAGUGGGGAACCAUAUGAAAAAAUGGUUCUUGUGAAAAACCAGUGCAUCCAGAAAUUGCAAGCUGAAGUAAAAGCUUCCCAGGAGCAACUAACAGCCCAGAAACUGAAGCAUGAAAAGAAAGUGAAAAAGCUACAAACUGAUUUGGCAACAGCUAAGCAAGAGGCUGCCAUCACAGUUCUGGAACUCAAUGAGAAGAUAAAGACUCUAUGUGAAGGAAAGCCAGCCCCUAGAGAAGACAGCUCGCUGGAAGGGUUCUGUGGAGGUCUCCCACCUGUGGAAGAAGGUGAUAGAAAAAUUAGCCUGAUAAUGGAACUGUCGACCCAGGUUUCCCUUCAGACUGAGAGGAUCACUCAGCUGAAAGAAGUUUUGGAGGAAAAGGAAAGGAAGAUUCAGCAGCUGGAAGCUGAGCAGAGUCUCCAUCCUCCCCAAGAGGUCAAGGACCCUCCAGGAUGUUUACCAGAAGCCCCAGUUUUCUCAACUGAUGACAUCCCUCCUGUGGUCUCUGAUGAGAAUUUGUAAAGAUUCCCAGUAAGAAAACAAUAAAAGUUUAUUGAGUGUCAUCCA